AUGGCCACGGCGGGGAAGCUUCAUCAACAUGAUACACAACGAUAUGGUCCCGGCGGACGUCCACUGCCCAAGCGAUCUCGGAGCUCCGGGCCUCGCAAGCCGCGGAAGGAAUUCUCCAAGAACGUCAAACAAGUUUUCAACUGGCUCUCCGUCGGCGUGCUAGUAACCUUCCUGGCAGACUCUGUCAUCUAUAUUGUUCAUGUGAUGGUAGCUAGGUCGGAGAAUUGGUGGCGUGGUCAGUCUGCAGUGGUUUAUAUCGUGGGCUCGUUCUUCUACUAUGCCGUUCUACUUAUGACCCUCCUCGACACGAAGCCCUCCCCAGCACUUCCCCAAUUCAUCUGCUGGUCCGUCGCCAUCCCUGUCGAACUGGAAACCCGGAAGGGCGGGCGGCUACGCCAGAGUAUCACCCCAUGGGAAGCUUUGGAAGUGGCCUCCAUGAGUCUGCGUGUUCUUUUGCUUUUCGCAUUGGUCCUGCUCUAUGCAAGCAAAUCCUUCACAAUCAAGGCGAGCAGCAAGAAGAGCCGCGUCAAUGGGGCUACUGAAUCGACCGGAUUGCUCGAUCCAUCCUCUGCGGAGAACGGCGCGGCGAAUGGCAACGGUCAUGCAUAUGGUGCAACCAACGGAAGCACGCGUCCAGAUUCGGCGAAGCCGCAAGACCCCUGGGUUCGGCCCACCACCAUGCCAUCCACCAACUGGUGGGAAUACCUGAGUGGUUAUUCUCUCUUUUUCCCCUACCUAUGGCCCUCCAAGUCCCGCCGACUACAGAUCGUUGUAAUGCUCUGCUUUGCAAUCCUCGUGCUCCAGCGGGUCGUGAAUCUGAUUGUGCCUCUACAAGUGGAAAAGGUGACUGCUGCCUUGACUGAAGAUGCGGGCCAAUGGCGUGUGCCAUGGCUCCAAAUCUUUCUUUACGUUGUGUAUCGUUGGUUCCAAGGCUCCCAAGGUCUGUUGGCUUCCAUGCGCUCCAGCCUAUGGAUCCCAGUGAGCCAGUAUUCCUACAUGGAGCUUUCGACCGCCGCCUUUGAGCACGUUCACGGUCUUAGCUUGGACUUCCACCUCGGCAAGAAAACAGGCGAGGUUUUGUCGGCUUUGAGCAAGGGUAGCUCAAUCAAUACGUUCCUGGAGCAGAUUACCUUCCAGGUCGUACCCAUGCUGAUCGAUCUUGGCAUCGCGGUGGCAUACUUCUUCGUGAAAUUUGACGUGUACUACGCUCUCGUGGUCGGCAUUUCGACCUUUGGUUACCUUUACGUGACGAUCCGCAUGGCCCAGUGGCGGGCGGAGAUCAGACGCCAGAUGGUCAAUGCUUCCCGCCAAGAGGACGCCGUCAAGAACGAUUCGAUGGUCUCUUACGAGACAGUCAAGUAUUUCAACGCGGAGCAAUAUGAGUUCGAUCGUUAUCGCGGUGCUGUGGGCGACUUCCAAAAGGCCGAGUACCACGUUUUAUUCUCUUUGACCCUGCUCAACACCUGCCAGAACACCGUGUUCAUGCUCGGAUUGCUGCUCACUUGCUUCAUAUGUGCAUACCAGGUCUCCAUCGGCCAGCGUGAUGUGGCUCAGUUUGUUGGGCUAUUAACGUAUAUGGCCCAACUCCAAGGUCCGCUGAACUUCUUUGGUACCUUCUACCGCUCAAUCCAGUCAGCGUUGAUCAAUGCGGAGCGUAUGCUUGAACUCUUCCGAGAGCAACCCACUGUGGUGGAUAACCCCCGCGCUGCUCCACUGGCGGUCUGCAAGGGUGACAUUCGGUUCCAGGACGUCGAGUUUUCUUAUGACUCUCGCAAGCCGGCAUUGAAUGGACUUUCUUUCCACUGUCAACCCGGCACCACCACCGCCCUGGUCGGUGAGUCUGGCGGUGGCAAGUCAACUGUCUUCCGUCUUCUCUUCCGGUUCUACAAUGCUGAGAAAGGACGCCUUACCGUGGAUGGGCAUGAUGUUCAGGACCUCACUAUCGACUCGGUUCGCAAACAUAUUGGCGUUGUGCCUCAAGACACAGUGCUAUUCAACGAGACUCUCAUGUACAAUCUCAAAUACGCUAAUCAGAACGCGUCUGACGAAGAGGUUUACGAGGCUUGCCGUGCUGCCAGUAUCCAUGACAAGAUCCUGGCAUUUCCUGACGGCUACAACACCAAGGUCGGUGAACGUGGGCUUCGUCUCAGUGGUGGCGAGAAGCAGCGUGUUGCAAUUGCCCGCACUAUCAUCAAGAACCCUCGCAUCAUCCUUUUGGAUGAAGCAACCGCAGCCCUUGACACCGACACUGAAGAGCAUAUUCAGCAUGCCCUGUCCACCCUUUCUCACGGCCGCACGAUGCUUGUCAUUGCGCACCGACUAAGUACCAUCACAACCGCAGACCGGAUUCUGGUCUUGCACAAUGGUCAAGUCGCCGAGGAAGGAACUCAUGAGUCGCUACUCGCGAUGAAGGGUCGCUAUGCUAGCAUGUGGCGCAAACAGAUCAGAGCGCAAAAGGCGGCUGCAGAAGCUCAAGUCCUUCAGGACCGUGCCGAACGCAUUCGCAACGCAACCAACAGUGACGAUAGCUCUAGUCAAUCUGAUGAGGAUCGCAAUGCUCGUCAGUAUCCAGCGAGAUAA
Molecule: messenger RNA, 2580 nt
Organism: Penicillium chermesinum
Lineage: Eukaryota; Fungi; Ascomycota; Eurotiomycetes; Eurotiales; Aspergillaceae
Gene: hmt1
Product: putative vacuolar ABC heavy metal transporter (Hmt1)
Exons: 4
Coding region: 1-2580 (859 amino acids)
Biological process (GO): transmembrane transport
Cellular component (GO): membrane
Molecular function (GO): ABC-type transporter activity; ATP binding; ATP hydrolysis activity
Source: RefSeq, a predicted model, not a curated record